This is a messenger RNA of Symbiodinium natans, 813 nucleotides long. The record is from the annotation of a GenBank genome assembly. NCBI's taxonomy places the organism in Eukaryota, Dinophyceae, Suessiales, Symbiodiniaceae.
AUGCGGUCCAGAACAGUGGAAGCCAUCGACUUGCACCACUUCGUGCCACCAGACCGCUGGUGUGUGACCAAGGAGGACCUGAGGUUCCUGACCUCCGAGGUCAAAGAGGCCAUCAAGAAGGGGGCGAUUGAGCCUCCGGAGGAUGGAACUGACGACUUCCUUGACUCGCUGGAGCAUGGUCCGAGCAUCUACACCGUCACGGAGCAGCACAUCAAGCCCGUCACCGAGCUGGCGGGCAAGAUGAGCUGGGCCUUGAUGCGGAACCCGGAAGGUUUAGACUGCGACCUCUUCAUCAGCCACGCUUGGCAGGAGGGCAUCUUCGAGUUCAUCUCAAAAGUCCUGCACUCCUGGCCGCGGGGCAGCCGAAAUGCCUGGUGCUGCAUGCUGGCGAACCCCCAGCAUCUCGACAUCUCCAGUAUGCUGGAGUCUCCUCACCGGUCACCCUUCGCGAUCGCACUCGAGGCUUCCUCGGACGUGCUGGUCGUGCCAAAUCACCAUCGUUCGAUCUACACCAGACUCUGGUGUGCAUAUGAGGCCUACCUGGCCCAAGAACAGGGCAAGGUCAUCCUGAUUGCCAGGGCUUCCAACUGGCAGGAACUGCGACAGGCCAUGCAGAACAUGGGAUUGGCGUCGGUGCUGGGGCUCUUGCUUGGCGUUGCGGUCGAUGUAAAAAACUGGAACAUGGUCAUGAACUUGGUUGCCCUGUCCAUGGCAGCGAUCGCGGUUUUAUGGAGUAGUGGCACGGAAAGCGACCGGACCCAGACUACCCUGAACCUGGUGGGAGAGACGCUGGAGCAGCAAACACAAGCGUGA